Molecule: messenger RNA, 2013 nt
Organism: Trichosporon asahii var. asahii CBS 2479
Lineage: Eukaryota; Fungi; Basidiomycota; Tremellomycetes; Trichosporonales; Trichosporonaceae
Exons: 3
Coding region: 1-2013 (670 amino acids)
Source: RefSeq, a predicted model, not a curated record
AUGGCGCUCGCACAGAGGUCCAGCGCAGACGAGACAUGGCACGAUGGCGUCUCUGUCAUCAGUCCGCCCGCGAACUUCGUCCGAGAGCUCUCUGGCAUCGACCCGAUGAUUACGUCCCACUUGGCACAGCAGUUCCUUUCAACCGCCUUCGACAACGUCGGGAAUCCUCUCCCAGGAGUGAAUUCUUCGGACUGGCAAAUAAAUUUCACUGGGUUCAACAAGAGUAUCACGAAACCGCAGUUCCAGUUCCAAUAUAAUGGCAUAGGUGUCGACUUUACCACCAGAGUGUUCGGCGCCUCGGAGUCGUCGCUCUUGUCUGAUCUCGUGACGACGUUUAGAACGGACACCACGCCAUCGAAGAGCGUCGAAGCUGAUACACGCUGGAUCGCUUCCACGCGAAUGACAGUGGUGACCAAUAUGACGGAAGCUCCACAAGCUACUUGGCACGCACUCAUCCGCUUUCCUCCCUCGAUGUGGUUGACAAUCGAUUCCAUCUCUGUCUACUACAAGCUCCCUCUCUCACCGGAUGAAAAACUGACUAUGACUGAGUACGAUCCGGGCUCCGGUGAGACCGGUGACGACAACCCCGUUAUUACUCCCGUAUCGGUGAAUGGGAGUAGCGAGCCCUGGCUAUCUAAUGCCUUGUCGGGGACACGCGAUCCACUCAUGGGCAACUUCACCGACGACCUCGAGGAGCUGACGAAGUCGACGGGACACGUCGUGACCCUCCCUCAGAAUAUCUCUUUCGUGUCCGUUCUAGGCACUCGCUACCUCCAGCCCGGUUACGGGGGAGAGUGCCGCAUCGUUUUCGAUCCCCCACUGGAUUCAGGAUGGGGUCCCAACGGUGGGAUAAAGCCACCGUACAUGAGUUUCCAUACUGGAAAUCCUAAGGGCGUCAACAUCUCCUACGCGAUGGAUUGGAAGCAGCCUGUCGAUCAGAUCCCGAGAACUGGCAGUCCUCAGCCCAACAACGGAACGGACCGCGUUAAAUUCGUGCACCUACUUGACUGGCAGCUGGAUCCCGAAAUACGUUACAAGUUCGCCAUCGUCAAUGGGACAAGGGGAACUGCCAAUGAAACACGUCCGGACCUCCCGACCACCUGUACUUUCGACAGCAUCCAGUUAUGGAAAGCUGGCCCCAUCAAGCCGGAGAAUGCAAGCACAGCUGCCACAGGCGGUGAUGCGUCUACGACAUCUACCGCUGCCUCAGACGAUGCAGAGGCUGCUAGUGCGGCGGCGAUCUCUGGUCGCAAGGGGUUGAGCGGCGGCGCAAUCGCAGGCAUAGUGGUUGGCGUUGUGCUCGGUCUCCUCGCACUUGUCGCCCUAGCGAUAUGGGCCAUUCGGCGCCGACGCCGAAGGCGGGACCACUCCGAAGUUCUGGACGAGAAGAUACAAGACGACACUGCAGUGUCGCCGUACGUCGCCCCAACUGGCGAUGGUACCAUCGAGGACAACAUGAGUGGUAUCGAAGCCGACAGCAAGGCGCCACGGGCCCCACCCGACGGUGCCCAACGACAACGGAUAGUGCAUCACGAGGAGGACGCUGGCUCCCUGUCCGACGACGAUAUCGACGUCGACAUUCUCCCACCAGUGUACCGCGAGGAGUGGAACGAGCCUGGCAGUCGCAACCGCCGGAGGCGACCGACCGGACCAAGGCCGAGCAGGACGCCAAGUCUCUCGAGGAGACAGGACAUCACGUCCGAGGAGAUCAAGUACCUCGGUCCACCGGUCACGACCCCCACACCGAGUUCCAACCAGGCGCAUCAUGGCGACUUCACGACCGAAGAGCUCAAGUAUCUCGGCCACCCGGGCGGCGCGAGCUCACCGGGCAUCUCGUCAGAGGAGGCAAGCGGGGCGGAGACGACGGAGCACCUGUUGAAGGACAACAGCGACCCUCGGCUGGCGGACCGGUCUUCUCCGUCCUCGGACGAGAAGCCGCAGCCGCAGCAGCCUCUGUCCCGGCAGCAGAAGGGGAAGGGUGUCAUGGAUGGGGAGAAGAGUCCUCUGUCGUAG